ACAUCUCAGCUUUAAGCGUCGCGUAGCUCCGAACAGACGUAUUUCAAUAACUUGUUCUGUGAUAUACAAUGUUUAAGGAUAAAUAAACACUUUCAAUAUAUAACCUAAAAGACAUCACUUAAAAAUGUUCAGUGCUUUUGUGUUUCUAUUUUCGUUUGCGUUUGUACAGUCAGUAGUUGAUCAUAGCAUUUUCAAAUGUUGUCCGACGGGAGAGAUUAUUUCAUCACCCCCAGAAUGUGUGUCGGCUGUAAAGAAUGAUUUCUCAAAUAUAACCGUAUACGAUUAUUAUAUGAAUGCUCUAAACAGAAACUUUAAUGACAUAUUUCACGUUAUACCUUAUAAAUUCAAUGAUACUGCAUUUGCAAACCAAGUUUAUGCAGCAGAUUUAAUUGAGAAAAAUGUGUAUUUGGAACAGAGUGGAGUUUUAUACAUUGACAUGGCAAAUGAAUAUAAUAGAUGGAUAGCUAUCACUGAUUUUUGUAUAGAUUAUAUGGUACCUGAAAAUGGCGAACUGCACUCGGAACCACAGUUUUGGGUUAAUUACAGCAAAAAUGAAGAACGUGAGAAACCCACAAACAUACUCAUUGCAGCGUUGUCGGUUUCAACGAUAUUCCUGUUUCUCACUCUGGUGGUGUAUCACUUGAUCUUCUACAAUAAAAUGACCCUCGUAAUCAAGAUUAGAGUUUGUUUGAUAUACAGCUAUAUAUCCUAUUUUAUAUCUAUGGCAAUCAUCAUAGAUGUGACCCCUUCAGGAACUGAAUGCGUAAUUUUAUCAUUUAUCGCCUAUUUUUCGGUAAUGGCUACGUGCUGUUGGUUAAAUGUCAUGUCUUACGAUACUUGGUAUACGUUUAGAGACCUGUUGUCAAGGAACUUAACGCCAUCGGAAAAGCGAAGGUGGGAUUCGCAUAAGUACAAGCGUUAUGUGGUGUAUGGUUGGGGCGUGCCACUAUUUAUGUCCAUCGGAAUGAUCGUUAUCAACUCGAUAGAUAUGUCUGGUCUACCUUGGUUUAUAACUCCGCAAAUACCACAGUGCGGGUGCUUUUUAAUUGGUGGCCAACAGUUUGUGUACCAAUACAUACCAAUGAUGGUGUUUAUAUUCUCAAAUUGUUUGUUCUUCAUAUUGACAGCUUUCAAUAUUUCCUGUAUGGUCGUCGACAGUAAAGCACUGAGAGCUAGCAAAGGCCGACAGCAGAAGGCGAGACUGUAUAUUUGCCUCCGGCUAUCCGUAACAAUGGGAGUCAGUUGGAUUUGGGAAAUCAUAAGUUUUCUCGUACCAGCCGCUGAUAGUGUAGCGAUAUAUCUCGACUUAUAUAACGGUUUCAUUGGAUUGCUGAUAUUCCUCAUAUUUAUUUGCAAUAAACACACGCUGUCACUCGUCAAGCAAAGAUACGAUGUCUUGCGUGGUCGUACAACGGAAAAUAUAAGCUCACAGAGCGACAGUAGAGGCCUUUCCAUGAAGGCGUUAGAUAGUAAUUCUAGCAGAAACAACUUUUCUGUAUACCCAAGAGGAAAUAACUGAUAGACAUUAAAUUGAAUGCGUGAACAUUGUAAAUAUUGUGUUAGAUUUUAUGAGAAAUGUAUUUUGUGAAAAUAUGAUGCAAUAUAUUAUUUGCAGUCUAA
Molecule: messenger RNA, 1620 nt
Organism: Zerene cesonia (dogface butterfly)
Lineage: Eukaryota; Metazoa; Arthropoda; Insecta; Lepidoptera; Pieridae
Product: probable G-protein coupled receptor Mth-like 1
Exons: 8
Coding region: 125-1519 (464 amino acids)
Biological process (GO): cell surface receptor signaling pathway
Cellular component (GO): membrane
Molecular function (GO): transmembrane signaling receptor activity
Source: RefSeq, a predicted model, not a curated record